UUCGAGAUGAGCACCCAGGAGCCUGAGCUCGCCGCUGGAGCAGACAAAGUGCCCUCGGUGCCUUCAGAGGUCCAGAAGCGCAGCGAAACUGCGGUUUCCGCCACCAGUCGCUGAACUCUGCCAAAAGCCGCGGGGGCGGGCAUACGUGGGCCAAUUCCGGGCCCGGUUCAAAGCGCCAAUCCGGGUGGAGGGACCGCAAUGCCUGGUGGAGAUCAGGAACCAGCGAGCUACUACGUGGGUGUAGAUGUUGGAACAGGCAGCGUCCGCGCAGCUCUGGUGGACCAGAGGGGCGUCCUUCUGGCUUUUGCAGACCAGCCAAUUAACAAGUGGGAACCUCAGUUCAACCACCAUGAACAGUCAUCUGAGGACAUUUGGGCCGCGUGCUGUGUCGUCACAAAGGAAGUUGUACAAGGGAUCGAUUUAACCCAAAUUCGAGGGCUUGGGUUUGAUGCCACGUGUUCUCUGGUUGUUUUGGAUGAGCAGUUUCAUCCUUUACCAGUAAACAAUGAAGGGGAUUCCCAUCGAAAUGUCAUCAUGUGGCUGGACCACCGGGCGGUCAGUCAGGUCCAAAGGAUCAAUGAAACCCAGCACAGUGUCCUGCAGCAUGUCGGGGGUGCGAUGUCUGUGGAAAUGCAGGCUCCUAAGCUUCUGUGGCUGAAAGAGAACUUAAGAGAGACUUGCUGGGAUAAGGCGGGACAUUUCUUUGAUCUCCCAGACUUCUUAUCGUGGAAGGCAACAGGUGUCACAGCACGGUAUGUUAAUUACAAGUUGUGA
Messenger RNA from Manis javanica (Malayan pangolin), 774 nucleotides. The record is from RefSeq and is a predicted model, not a curated record. Lineage: Eukaryota; Metazoa; Chordata; Mammalia; Pholidota; Manidae.